Messenger RNA from Trichobilharzia regenti, 1664 nucleotides. NCBI's taxonomy places the organism in Eukaryota, Metazoa, Platyhelminthes, Trematoda, Strigeidida, Schistosomatidae. The record is from the annotation of a GenBank genome assembly.
GUGAGCCAGAAUAUAAAAACCGAAUUCGAAUUUCAUUUACUGUUUUCAGCUGAUAUUUCUAGAAUUUUUAUAAGUACAAGUGUUGGAGUUUGUGAGUUUCAUGCUUUUUCUUAAUCAGUGUAACGUUUCGCAAGGUUAGUGCUAUAUUUCGAAGCAAUCCUUAAUGCUGCUCGUGAGGUUGAGUUUUGUUGUGAGAAGGCCGUGCCUGAAAAUUCCGAAUGGUUUCAGAAAAUUUUGCGCCGAAGCAGAACUUUUAGUGGAAGAUGGUAGCAAGUCAAGAAACUCAAAUGUUACACGGCCUAUUUAUUGUGAUUUUCAAGCAACUACCCGACAGAUCCUCGUGUUCUAGAUGCUAUGUUACCUUUUUAUAUGAGUCAGUUUGGUAACCCACAUUCACGAACACAUGCCUAUGGCUGGGAAAGCGAGGAUGCUGUUGAAAAUGCCAGAAAGGAAGUGGCCUGUCUCAUUAAUGCUGAUCCGAAAGAGAUUAUCUUCACUAGUGGUGCUACGGAAAGUAACAAUAUUGCUCUGAAAGGAGUGGCCAAGUUUUACUAUCCGAAAAAGAAAAACAUCGUGACAACCCAAAUUGAACAUAAGUGUGUUUUAGACUCCUGCAGGGUCUUGGAAAAUGCAGGAUUUGAUGUAACUUAUUUGCCUGUUCAGAAAAAUGGGAUUUUAGACCUUCAGGUUUUAGAACAGUCAAUAAAACCUGAGACAAGCUUAGUCUCAGUAAUGUCUGUGAAUAAUGAAAUUGGUGUCCGUCAGCCUAUUGAGGAAAUUGGGAAACUAUGUCGUAGUAAAGGAGUUUUCUUCCAUACUGACGCCGCUCAAGCUGUUGGGAAGCUGCCACUGGAUGUUAAUUCAAUGAACAUAGAUCUCAUGUCUAUUAGUGGUCACAAGCUGUAUGGUCCCAAAGGCAUUGGCGCUCUUUAUGUACGUCGUCGACCAAGGGUCCGGUUGGAAGCCCAACAGAGUGGGGGUGGGCAGGAACGGGGUUUGCGAUCUGGUACUCUUCCUACAGCCUUAGUGGUUGGAUUAGGAGAAGCCUGUCGAGUAGCGGGUGAAGAAAUGGAGGAGGACCACGAACAUAUUUCCUUAUUGAGUAAACGUUUAAUCAAUGGCAUUACAUCUCAAAUUGAGCAUGUUACUCUCAAUGGUGAUCCAGUUCAACGUUAUCCAGGUUGCAUAAACUUCAGUUUUGCAUGUGUAGAAGGUGAAAGUUUGCUUAUGGCUUUAAAGAAUAUUGCCUUAUCAUCCGGCAGUGCUUGCACGUCUGCUUCAUUGGAACCUUCAUAUGUCCUACGAGCAAUCGGAACUGAAGAGGAUCUAGCGCAUUCUAGUAUUCGAUUUGGAAUUGGACGGUUCACUACUGUAGAGGAGGUUGAUUUUACAAUAACUCAGGUUGUAAAACAUGUCAAACGACUACGUGAAAUGAGCCCGUUAUGGGAGAUGGUCUCAGAAGGGAUUGAUAUAAAGUCUAUACAAUGGACACAACACUAACUUGUCUAAUAAUUCUGUUUCUUCGCCUUUGAACUGACUAAAGAGAUUCUUGUAUUGUUAAGUUGCAAACUUGUGAUCAAAUGAAAUUUUCCUGAUAUAUUUUAUUUAAUUAAUCACGCCUUACACAUUUUGAUUUCGUUUGAAAAAUAUAUUUAGUGUUAAUG